Photinus pyralis (common eastern firefly) is the source of this 6714-nucleotide messenger RNA. RefSeq lists its product as uncharacterized. The transcript is spliced from 2 exons. Lineage: Eukaryota; Metazoa; Arthropoda; Insecta; Coleoptera; Lampyridae. The record is from RefSeq and is a predicted model, not a curated record. The coding region runs from base 4403 to 5653 and encodes 416 amino acids.
UGCAAAAAUGGUCGAUUAACAUGUUCCGUCGGUUGGUAUCUAUUUGCAGAUGCAUACUAAUAUAAUCACUUUGGUAUUCGCUUGCCCAAUUUGCGAUUUUAUACGCUUGAUCCGUAAUUGCGUCUAUCUUCUUCACCAGUCUACGGUGGAUUUCUAAUUUUUAGCAUGCUGCUUGCGGCCGUCAUUGCAAGAGUUUCGUCUAGAUCGCCAAAGCCUUCGCUUAAAGACACUUAAUCUAAGACAAAAAAUAAUUAUAUAUAUACGGGGUGCUUGAAAUAUAAGUAAUUAAAUCAACGUCAAAUGAACUAGAAAAAGUUCUCAAUAAGAAGUAAUAAUUGUCAAGAAUCGUUGAAACAAACAAAUAUGAACAAUUGAUAUACCUAGUACAAAAAAUACUGAAUUCUUUUUCGCCUGGGGUGGCGGGUGAUGAAAAAUUUUCCGUGAAUAUAGCCAGACGUGAUCCAACUCGUGCGCCACCAGCUUUUUAUGAUUAUGAUGAAUGAUGCCCUCUCGCAGGAAAGGAGACUUAUCUUGAGCUUGGACGCGGUUCUUCGUGGGAGAACAUGCUGCUGGAGAUGGAAACUUUGUUUUUCAGCUCCCAAAAUACCUACUCAUUUGUCACAGCUCCCACUAACUGAUGCGCGAUGUUACUACCAUUAUCUGUGCAUGAAAUUUCUAUGUUCCAAGGUAGCAAUAACUGCACUGAUCACUGUGUAUAAGGUUGCUAUUACCUACACUUAUUAAUUAGACUGCUUGUUCUACAAACUGACUUGAUGUGGGCUUAUGGUUCAAACUGUUUGCUUGCUUAGUAACUGUAAGACCUAUACGACUAUUAUUUGUACUUUUUACCAUAUUGAAUAUUCACCGAAUAACCACUAAAUAAGAAAUAGCAUGGGUCCGUUACCCUGAAAAGUAUAGCUUCUCUUUCUUCGAGCACUAGUAAAUACCUACAGUGGUAAAUUAUAAAACAAAUGCAAUUAAAACUACUUACAUGGUGUGAAAUUGAUUUAAUUAAGUAAUGUAUUGCUUGCUUAGUUGUGUGAUAAUUGCAAUGUGUACCUAGGUAUUAAAAUAGGUUUGGUAACACCAUUAUGUUCUGCUGCUUUCACAUUCGCUUGACAGGUUUGGUAUCAAGUUCUGUAUGGAAUUGUAAAAUGUUAAUUUUCUUAUAUUUAAUGAAUGUGGAAUGUGGUGCUUUUGAACUUACAAUGGAUUGUAUCAUGUAUCUCUUACUUGUUCGCUUCAGUGAAUAUCGAUCAUAUUUCUUGUCUUGAUACUUUUGAAAAAUUGCUUAUAAUAAAUUUACCUAGUGUACAUAAAUUUGGCUACAAUUUUAUGUUUUGGAAACGUAUUUCAAAAUUGAUGAAAGGGAGGUGGGAGGGACAAAAUUCAAAAUUUAGAAAGUGUACUAUCUCGCAACUACUGAAAAACAUUACGAACAUUAAGUCUCAAAAGUAGGCAUUAAUUUAUUCAACAUACAUCUACUAAAGGCAAACUAACCCUAAAGAUUAUCAUGAAUUUCGAAAUAGAAACUGGACGUCUUUUGUGCUAUAUCCGCACGCAUGACUACGUAGAUCUUAAUUUUCUUGUUUUUAAAAACUACUAACAGGUAAUGUUUUGUGUUGCAUUAAAUAGAGACGGCUGUACAUGUCUGGUAGUCUUGAUAUGCUUAGUAAUAAUAUAGUUACCUACUUGUUCUACUUUGCACUUUCUCAACUCGUGCUGAUAGUCAUCAUUUUUGCACUACCUCCUAGUCAUCUUCUGGUUGACAGAUUUCAUAAUAUGUUUACAUAAAAACUUGUCGUGAAUUUAAUUAUAUCGUGAUUUAAUAUGUACAAAGAGGUCACCAAGAAGAGGGCAUCCGAAUGUGACCCUGUUAAAUUAAAACACUCGUGCACUGGACGUCCCUUAACAUAGGAAAAAACCUGGCUAACUCAAAGUUAAAGUUUCCCAAAAAUAUGCAAUAAAUCGAAAUCUUGUUGACUAAUUGAAAACGGAGCUUUUCUUUAAAAUUUAAACUACUUAAAUUAAUAGAUACAAAAUGAGUUAUUGAACAGUAGGUAAAUUGAAAUCAUUACGAUUGAAAAACCAGAGUAACGAAAUUUUUACAAUACCUCUAUUCGUCUUCUAUUGACGUUGCUUCGAUCCUCAUAGAAAUUGUCUUGAUUCAAGAUUUCCCUACGUCGCCGUCGAAGGUCGUAUUCGUGGUAUAUGAAGUUGACAGGAAUCAACAAUGGUCCGAAAUAUGUAAAUAGAGUUGUCUUGCGUUCUGACCAGAUUUCCUUAGCGGAUUUAUACGGUUUCCUGAUGUGAAGGUGUGUCUUUGUUGUUAAUGGAUUAAUUAGUGCCGCUUAGAUUACGUAAUGCACGCGUAAAAUAUUUUAUUUCGUGCGAGUAUAGCUUUUCUAUGUUUAGUUAGCGUAAUUGUAAAGGAAAUUAAUUUUGUGUUGCUCAAAACUGCAAGAGAAAACCACUCACAUGAAGCUAGUACGAGGUUACGAAUUACAAAAUGCGAAUUAGAAAAUCUGCUACUGUAAUGAACGUAGUUUUCUUUGACGCCUGAAUUUUAUUUAGGAACCCCGUCUUUCAUCUAGUCACAAAAAAUGUAUAGUACCGGUUGAAAUUCUAAUUUUGAUUAAUACACACACAACACCCCUAAGCGUCUUUGAGGUUGGAGCUAUCCGCUUGAGAUUAAUUUUCUUAAAAUGUUCUCUUCACUUAAUCUGCCGCAAUGAUUUCACUAACAUUUACUUUCUUUAAAAAGUUUAGUUCGAUCCUUUCGCAAUUAAAAUUUCCGCAAAAGUCCUUACUGUAAGGAGAGUGAUGCUCGAACUACCUGCUUAAGCUGUAGCUGCUAAUCUAAAACGGAACCACCGCAAUUUUCGCGACCAGCGUCCCCUUUUCACCAAUCGCAAGCCCAAUUCUUAUCCAAUCUGUGGCCGCAGCGCUACAUAAAAGGGAAUCAACUAAACUGGAUGGUUCAUGCUAUCUCUGCUCAAAACUCACGCAUUCGAAACGCGCUUCGUUGUCUCGUCGUUAAACCUACUCGCGCUCACUCUUCAUAUGAAGCGGUACACAUGACCCUUUACACAUAUACAAUAUCACCCAAAACUUUUUCUUAACACGAAACUGACAAGGACAAUAUUCUACCCUUUACAUCUUACAUGAAUCUAUUUCACAAAGCUAUUUAGGUACCCUAAGACAUUUAAUAUCUAAAUCUAACUUGGGAAAAAAUUCCCCUAACUCGCAUUAACUCACUAAAUCAGUUUAAAUUCGCGCCUACACCGGACUGUGCCUUAUUUUAAUAUUACUGAUUCUGCAUCAAGAAGCUGUACCUAGGGAUUUUAGGAUGUUACACUCAUUAGCUUGAAGCGAUGCUGUUUGAAGGACAAAUAAAAGUUGUUAAUUCUACCACAGGAAUAAUUGGGAUCAAAUAAAAACUACAUGACAAAUAAUGUUUCGCGUAGGUACAGAAGGUGAAUUCAUAAGCAGAGAAUAUUUUUUUAUUUAUCUAUGCAAUUAGUGUGUUUUGCUUGAUUAUUAUUAGCGUGUAUAGGAUAACCAUUUUGAAAACAAUAGAUUGGCUGCUUCUUUGACCUAGUGAGUCGGCUUAUGUAUGACGUUGUAAUAAUGCCCUAUAGUGAUUUUGAUUAUAUGUGUAUACUUUGCUUAAGCUAUCUACUUUUGACUACAAUUUCGUUUUGGAAACUUAUUUCAAAAUUGAUGAAAGGGAGGCGGGAGGGACAAAAUUCAAAAUUUAAAAUUGUUGUCCAUAUUUAUGGAAAAUAUACUUUUUAAGUAUAAACUUCGUUAACAAACCAUAGUGAUGCUGUACAGUCGUUACUGUGAAAGCUUAAAGUUAGAAAAAAUGGACAAUCUGAGCAUCACUUUUCAAAAAUAGAAAAAAAGCAUAUUUUUUAAGAAAAGGCGAGUGUUUUGUUUUUUAAAACGUACAAUUGUAAUUCACAAGACCCCUGGAUCUUUAUUUUCUUGUUUUAGGUAGAUUUCUAUCUACCUAUUGCAAUAGUACCAGUAUAUUUAUAUGUUUAUUAUAUUUCGACAUCCAAUCCGAAGACAUUGUAUAGAAUACCAUGUAGUUCGCUUGCUCGAACUCAUAUCACGAGUAUUUAAAGAAAGGUUUCACAAAAAGGAAACAAAAAUAGAAGUUCGACCCUGCCGCCGAGCCGCCACUGAGUUAACCUUGCGUUUCGUUCCUCGCGCCAGGCGUCAGGUGAUUCAUUCUUCGCUUUCUCGUGCUCGUGUUCACAUUCACAUCGUUGUCUUGCGUGUUUCGACGAUUUUGGUAUCUGAGUAUAACUAAAUGAUUUUAUUUUAGCGGUUUUUAUUAACCAUAGGUAUUAUUUUUAGGCCUUUUUCGCCCGUAUGUAAUUUUUUACUACACAUGGGCAAGUCCAACAAGCGGCAUCGCUCUAGGAGCAGGGGGACGUCAAAAAGCGACCUACGAAAACGCCUUCGUAGGCUUGAGAGACUUUUAGAGGAUAAGGAAAAUGUGGACGGCGGCCAUGACAGGCAGUCUCGGCCUCCUUUUCGUGCUAUUAAUAGAAGAUCGGAUUCCCGGUCUAAACGCGACUGCUCUGAUUGCAGUUACAGCAGCGUUGAAAGCUUAAGCAUUGCUGAUGUUCCAUCAACAAGUAGGCAUCUUAGACGAAGACGUUCUUUGUCUGCUGAGGCUUCGUUAAGCCUUUCGCCUGCUCCUUCUUUAAGGGCAGGUGACAAAUCCCAGACUUCUUUAAGUCUUUCUCCUCACUGUGAGGCUGAGGACCUACACGGAGCGGAUGGUAGACCAAAGCCUAGAGCUCCUUUGAACUCGACUAACGGCCCUGAGACCGAAUUGGAAGAAAAUGUACUCAUCAUCGACGACGGCUCUUUAGCCCUUGAUGAUUUUGGAGACGUUUUAGGAAAUGAUUGCCCUAGUACUCCAGUUAAGGCGGACUGUUUACAUGAGGCACUUUCCUCAAGGUGGAACUACAUUGUAACAAAUGGCCUUUCGCAGGAAAAUUUACUUUCCUUAUCUCAACGUUAUGCAGUCCCGGAGAACUGUCCGACACUUAACUCACCUAAGCUAAAUCCCGAAGUUUUAGCAAUUUUGGCCAACGAUCGGGUGGCUCGGGACAAUUUUAAUAAAAGUAUCCAAACGAAACUCGCAACUGUUUUGGGAGCUAUGGGAAAGUCUUUGACAGCUUUGCUGAAUGACAAUCCUAUUCCAAAAAAGUUACGUGAUGAAAUUGUAGCCCCUUUGGGUGAUGCUAGUCGUUUACUGGCGCACACCUUUCACGACAUCUCUGACUCUAGGCGUAAUUUGAUUUUACCAACCCUUAACAAAAACAUUAGGGAGGUUCUAGGGAGAACUAAACCAGGAGAUUUCCUUUUUGGAUCAGAUGUUUCAGAGAGCGUCAGGGAAGCUAAGUCUCUACAGAACGCAGGAAAGGAAUUAAAGGCGGCUACUCCUUUGCAAUUCUCAGCUUCAUACAGAGGUGGUAGGAACUCUGGGCGAAUUCGUUUGAAGCCUGUGUUCACAUCAGCGAAAGACCAGCGUUCUUUAAACCGUUACGGCCCGACUCGUCAAAAGGGACAGUCGAGAUCAUUCCGAGGCCAGCAGUCCCAUCAGAAGCAGGGGAAAUACAGACGAUAGAGCAGCACCGAUCCACACCCACUGGCGGACAGGCUUACACUUCUAGCAGCGAAGCUAUCAGGGAAGCGUUCAAAUUAAAACACUUACCAGCGAAAGUUGUUCAAACAAUUCUCAGUUCCUUAUCAGCGGCAACAAUUCGGCAGUAUGGAGUAACAUACAAGCUCUGGUGGCCUUUCUGUGAGAAGAAAAGUAUCUCUCCGUAUGAUGGGACUCCAGCUCUCGUAAUGGAUUUUUUACAACACCUGUUUGACAUAGGGAAAAAUUCUUACGGGUCAUUUAAUUCACACCGCUCCGCCUUGGCUCUGAUUUUGUCAACGGACUUAGCGGGCCAUCCCGUUUUGUCUCGGUUUUUGAAAGGGAUAUCUAAGCUUCGGCCUCAAAAACCGAGAUACAAUGUCACCUGGGAUCCGCAAUUAGUUCUAAAUUUUUUAGAACAGAGAGAGUCAUCCACGCUUCAAGCUUUGUCAGAGAAGCUAAUCACCUUAUUAGCUCUCUCCACCGCACACAGGAUGCAAACGUUUUCGCUGAUACGCCUACGUAAUAUUUUAGAAUCAAGUACUGGAUUCCAAAUUUUGAUCGAGGACCAAAUUAAGACUUCAGGCCCAGGAAGAAAGCAACCUUGCUUAAACUUGCCCUUCUUCGUCGAAAACCCCAGACUCUGUGUUGCGACAACUUUGAAGAGGUAUUUAGCGGCCACAAAAGAACAUCGCACAUCGAAUAUGGACUUUUUAUUUAUUACUUUUAAGAAGCCACACAGAACUGCCAGCAGGCAAACUUUAAGUAGAUGGGUGAAAGACACUUUAGAUGCAGCGGGUGUGAACACUCUCAUUUUCAAAGCCCAUUCUACACGCCAUGCCUCAACAUCUAAAGCUUGGCAGUUAGGAGUACCAAUAGAAGUAAUUCAACAAACUGCGGGCUGGACAGAAAAUUCAAAAGUGUUCUGUAAUUUUUACAAUCGACCACUAUCACAAUCAAAUACUUUUGCGACAACCAUUCUUAGUUCUAAGUAGACGUAACAUUUCUUUUAUAUUAAGGGGGAUUAAAUGUGCAUUAUUUCUUUG